Messenger RNA from Fukomys damarensis (Damara mole-rat), 1104 nucleotides. RefSeq names its product family with sequence similarity 243 member A (gene CUNH21orf140). The coding region runs from base 48 to 803 and encodes 251 amino acids. The transcript has a single exon. The record is from RefSeq and is a predicted model, not a curated record. Lineage: Eukaryota; Metazoa; Chordata; Mammalia; Rodentia; Bathyergidae.
CCUACCAGAUGACCCACGAUGGAGACGUGUAAAAUGCUUGAGGAGCCAUGCCUCACUUUGCAACCCCUCUUCUAAAAAACAUCAUUAUUAGAAGUCAGUUUGAUAGCAUCAGGAGGAAGCAAUGCCUCCAGUAUCUGAAAACCCUGAAGUCACUGCGCUACGAUGGAUUUCAGACUGUAUACUUUGGGGAAACUGAUAUCCCAGAAAGUCUUGUCAGUGGAGAAGAUUUUGACAAUGGAAACUUCCUGCAAACUCCAACUUGGUGUAUUGUGCAUGCUGGGGGCAGUCAGGGAUGGGUGCCUUGGAAAUACCGGGUGUUCUUGAGAGAUGAGCUGUGUACCAAGCAAGAAGACAAGCUCUUCUUUGAGUUCUGUGAUGUAGUGAGGAAGACUUAUGGGAAAUGCGCCAUCGUGGUCAAAGGGAGAAGGCAGGAGAAUGAGAUGAGACCCAAGGAAGAUGGAGAGGCUGAGGUUCAGUCCUAUGCCCCAGCCGUCAUUAACUUAACAAGCAUUGUGUGUUGCCCAAAGGUGGCCAGAUUCUACGGCCAUGAGCUACUCACUCUGCCUUCCCCUUAUAAUUACCUGAAUGCUUUAGACUCUGCCUGGUCCUCUCUGAAAUGGUUUAUCAUCAAUAACAGGAAAGAAUUUUGUUUGCAGUCCACUGACAAUGCCUAUUUGUACCAGUAUAUACUUUUCAGUGAUUUAAUUAGCAAAGGAAUUGAAAGGAUAAACUUAAGCAAGUGGAAAACAAUAGUUAAAAAAGUACAGAGAUGGGAAAAUUACUACCUUGGGAAAUUUUCUUAGGAGUGAUUCUUCCAACAAACAAGGAAACUCCCCUGUACAUAUGACCUUUACCAAAAACCUUAUUAAGACUGGAUCACUGCCGCCAAAGAUAGUGACCUCACAGGGAUGCUGUGGAGACUGAGAGGUCCUGAAGGGUGUUGACAAAGUACUGGGUUUACUGAAAGUUUCAUUAAAACUUGUUGGUAAAUUAGCGGUCUCAACUCUCAUCUUGUUGAGGCAAAUCAAUGGGAGGGUUGGUGCCAACCUUGUACAGAGUAGGAUGGUCAUGAGUCAGGCGAGCAAGGCUAAAGAGUGGGUGGAC